GGCAUGUUGUGACAUACAACACCAUGGCUUCCUCAGGGUGAGAGAAACUGGUUAAGUACUCUGCAGAAAAGAAGCAAGCUAACUUUAGCAACUGCAUUUCAUUGCCUUGCAAGCAUAACAUACUAUAACUGUAAGCAAUGCAGUAAAAAAAAAAAUGCCAUGCAAUAUUGCAGAACCAUUAGAAUGAUAUUUUGUAUGCAUUUCGAAAGCUAUUUAUGUUCACAUUUACAACAUUAGCAGAAAUGGCAGAAGAUGACAGCACAGCUCGGAUACCAGGAGCUGAUCAGCUGUUUUUGGGCCCAGUCACCCAGCCCUACCCUCGCUCCCCGAAAACACUCCGCAAAACAGGCAGCGCUUCCAUCAAAUACACACAGGAACAGCUGUCAUGUUUUCUGGAGGAGCUGGAGAAUGAGAGCAAAAGGACAGAGGCUCGCAUGGCAUCUCUGAAAAAACGCCAAGGCAACCUCACUGCGAAUGCAGAGGUGAUAGAGCAGCAGCUACGUGAGCGCUUCGAGAAUAUGCGCCUGGCCUUAGAAAAAGAUGAGCUGGCCGCUCUGGGCAUGCUAGAACAGGACCACAGGGAGAACAGCAGUAAACUGACCCGGCAUCUGCAGGACUGGACCCAGCACCUGAGACUAGUGCGGAAACACACCAGCACCAUCAAGAAACUGCAGGAGAGCAGUGCUGAGAGCCAACAACCGGUCUGUGCUGAGGACUUCAGUUGCAGUAAGAAGCUGGAUGUAGCUGAGGAGGCCAUCAGGCUUAAUGAGGAGAAAUUCCAGAAGCUUAUGAAGGCUUUAGGGAAGAUUUCAAAAGAGCUGCAGGCCCAACUACAGAGAAAGAGCCUGUUACUGGACUCCACUGAGGUGGUGAUUGACAGGAUGACUAGCCACAGGCAGAUCAAACUGACGUCAAAAGGCCGGUCCAUGAACAUUUCUGCAGAAGACUCUUCAGGUCCUAAUCAACCCCAGCAGUUUGAUCAGGUCUACUGUGCCCUGGGCUCAGUUUCAAUAACAGGAGGUCAGCAUUACUGGGAAGUAGAUGUUCACUGCUGCUCUGCCUGGGCUGUGGGCGUGGCCUAUGGCAGCCUGAGCAGGAAAGGGCAAGACAAAAGUACAAAACUGGGCAGAAACAAGCUCUCCUGGUGUCUGGAGUUUCAAGAUGGACAACUCUCAGCCUGGCACAAUGACCGGCAUGUGGUGGUGUCUGGCAGGACAGGACGAGGGGCACCGGACAAAGUGGGCAUCUUUGUAAACUACCAGAAGGGUCGUGUGGCCUUCUAUGAUGCUGAAACUAUGAAAGUGCUGCAGGAGUUUUCACCAGCUUCCACUGCUGUGUUUGAGAGAGCCUAUCACCAGUUUACAGAGGUGCUCUUCCCCGCCUUUCGCUUCUUUAAAGCAAAAGAUGGACACAGUGUCCCAGAUCAUAUGGAAAUCUGUGAUCUCAGCAUGUGAUCGAUUAUCCUACACUAAUAUCCUAUUGAUAGGUAUAAACCGUUGCUAUGGGGAUAAAAACCUUUUCCAUAAUUAAUUUUUUUUAUUAUUAUUAUUGUUUUUCUUUUUAUCAUUUGAAGAUACUGGCCGUCUGUUACAAA
Molecule: messenger RNA, 1594 nt
Organism: Pygocentrus nattereri (red-bellied piranha)
Lineage: Eukaryota; Metazoa; Chordata; Actinopteri; Characiformes; Serrasalmidae
Product: probable E3 ubiquitin-protein ligase TRIML1
Exons: 6
Coding region: 216-1454 (412 amino acids)
Molecular function (GO): protein binding
Source: RefSeq, a predicted model, not a curated record